GCCUUCGGUGGGUAGCUUCGCCAAGUCCAUGUUUCCGUGUUGACUGGAACUAUCUUCGAAGCCGCCGGCAGAAACCAGCCUUGGAAAAUGACCACACGAAUCGUGGAUGGAGUCGUGUUUUCUCCGUAUCCCGACUUCGAUGUCCAGAACCAUUCUGCCACGUGGGUUAUUCGGGAGGGAUUGUGCAAGUUUGGAGAUAAAGUUGUUGCGAUUGACAAUGAACAACGAUUGACGGGAAACCAGCUUUUAAGAAGAAUACAGCGGUAUGCGUUGGGAUUCCAACGUAGCGGCAUAAGGCCCGGAAGUUACGUGUGUGCUCAUGUCUCUAACACUGUGGAGAAUGUGGCGGCGAUCCUGGGUGUGGUGUUCGUCGGUGCAACCGUCGUCAUGGCUAAACCUACUCUUGUCACAAGGGAGCUGCUUUAUCAAAUCAAAGACAGCGGGUGCCGCUACGUCCUCACGGACAAACACGGGGCAUCAAAAGUGUUGGAAGUGCGAAAAGAACAUCGUCUUGAGGAACUGUUCUGCAUAGGAGACCUGCCAGGUUUCACGGACAUCAGUCAGUUUCAGGAGCUUUCAGAAUCCUCGUUCGAGGAAUACUCUCCUAGCGACAACGCCGAAGACGUGAUUGCGGUUCUGUAUACGUCUGGCUCAACUGGACUUCCAAAAGGCGUCGAGGUUUCGCACAAGAGUUUCGUUGCUUCUUUUUGUUCCUUUGAUUCUCCUAAGCUGCUGACCGAAGACGACGUUUUUUUGGCAUGGAGUCCCAUCACCCACGUCUCUGGAUUUGCGCUGAACGUGUUCGUCAUGUGCAUUGGUUGCCAGGCCAUCUUCACAGAGCCCUACAUAUCGUUUCGGGAAUUCUUGAAGUAUCUUGAGACAUACAAUAUGUCCACUCUAUUCGGAUUCCCCACGAAGAUGCAAUCGAUAAUUGACGAAGCAAGGACUACAAAAGCAAGCGUGCCACGUGUGAAGACAAUCUUGCUUGCUGGAAGCUUGUCCCCGAGGUCGCUUGGCAAAGACCUGUGCGAGGUGUUCGGCGUCGAAACGCUGUCUAACAUCUACGCGCUCUCCGAAACAUUCGGAGUCGUUAGUGCGACGCCUCCCGGACACGUGACUACGGACAAUGUUGGUUUUCCGGUGGCUGGCUGCAAAGUGAAGAUUGUAGACCCCGUGAGCGGAAAAACGAUGGCGUCCUUCGAGCAUGGUGAGGUUUGGACCCAAUGCAGCAGUGUGAUGAAAGGCUACCAUGGGCGACCAGAAGCUACAGCCGACGUCCUCAUCGCCGAUGGAUGGUUCCGCACAGGGGACCUCGGUUACCACGACGAUGAGGGACGCCUGUACAUAGUCGACAGGUUGAAGCAGAUGAUAAAGUGUAUGGACAACCAGCUCGCUCCGGCAGAACUGGAAGAAAUCUUGUUGAGUCACGACGCGGUCAAGGAAGUAGCGGUAGUCGGGAUUCCCAGCGCCAAGUAUGGGGAGGCCCCGGCGGCUUGCGUCGUCCUCAAAGAGGAAUACAGAGAGAAGCACGAAGCCGUCGAGGAAGAUCUGAAGCAGCUCAUUGCAGGUCAGACAGCGGUGUACAAACAUCUGUAUGGUGGAGUUAUUUUCAUGGACUCUCUACCCAAAUCGGACAUUGGCAAGAUCUUGAGGCAAGCGCUCAAGUCGGAGGUUGAAGCGAGGCGUGCAUCUGAGAGCAGCGAAUAAUAAAAAAAAAAAAACCAAGUGGAGUUCGUUUUAGCAGCAAAGCGUUAGUCAUUUCCUGAAUAAACCGUUCCCGAUAUGUUCGUUGAAUACGG
Molecule: messenger RNA, 1799 nt
Organism: Ixodes scapularis (black-legged tick)
Lineage: Eukaryota; Metazoa; Arthropoda; Arachnida; Ixodida; Ixodidae
Product: 4-coumarate--CoA ligase 1
Exons: 10
Coding region: 88-1707 (539 amino acids)
Molecular function (GO): CoA-ligase activity
Source: RefSeq, a predicted model, not a curated record